Messenger RNA from Racocetra persica, 381 nucleotides. The record is from the annotation of a GenBank genome assembly. NCBI's taxonomy places the organism in Eukaryota, Fungi, Glomeromycota, Glomeromycetes, Diversisporales, Gigasporaceae.
CAGUUAAUUGUGAAGCUAGUACUUUCUAUGCAGUUAAUGCUGCUUCUAAUGUCUCACACACUGUUAACGCUGAAGCUAAUACACUUUGCAAUAAUGUGGUUGAUAAUGAAGUUAAAACAUCUUCAAGCAAAACGCUAUAUGAUUUUUCUUUGCUAAGGGUUGUUUAUAUAUUUUGGUCAUGGGAUGAUGUUGAUUCUUUUCUUAAAACCUAUAGUCAAUAUCAUAGAUUUGCUAUUAUUAAAAAAAAAGUUGAGCAACGUGAUAAUAGUACAAUUAAGCAUAGUUCUUUUGGAUACGAAUUCGAGAAAAGUAUAUACCCAAAAAAAGUAUUGAUAUCAAUGUUUACCCUAAUCAAUAGUCAAAAUAGCAAGGAUGUAAAUG